GGAACCUUGACAGGUGUCGCGGCAAGCAAGCAAGCAUCCUUAUCUUAUCGCACUUGGCGGGGUCUUUUUUCUGACCCUGGCAGCCAGCCAAAAAAAAUAUUGGGGCUCAACACCAAGAAGGGCUGCAGCGAUCGUGAUAAUCUAGAAUCUAGAGAAUUGUUGAAACACGGCAUACUCGUAAAGACGAAAGGACCGCUCCACCCACGACAAACCCCUGCACUCCCACGAAGCCCACGCAAUGGGUAAGGUCAAGACGCCCAAGCGGGCUGGCGCGAGCACCUUGGGCCCCUACGAACGAAAGGCUGCGAAGCCCGCCGCCAACUCAAACAUCUUCCGCUUUGACAAGGACUUUGGCCAGCAUAUCUUGAAGAACCCCGGAAUCAGCGAUGCCAUUGUCGAAAAGGCAUACCUGAAACCCACCGAUGUCGUCCUCGAGGUCGGUCCAGGAACCGGCAACAUCACGGUUCGCGCCCUCGAGAAGGCAAAAAAGGUCAUUGCUGUCGAGCUUGAUCCUAGAAUGGGUGCAGAGGUCACCAAGCGAGUACAAGGGACGCCGUUGGCCAAGAAGCUCGAAGUCAUAUUAGGGGAUGUCAUCAAGAUGCCAGAGCUGCCGCCCUGCGACGCCCUCAUAUCUAACACACCAUACCAAAUUAGCAGUCCCCUCAUCUUCAAGAUGCUCGCCAUGCCGAACCCGCCAAGAGUCGCCGUGCUCAUGUUCCAACGAGAGUUUGCCAAAAGAUUGGUUGCAAAGCCAGGAGAUGCCCUCUACUCAAGAUUGAGCGUUAAUGUCAACUUUUGGGCCACAUGUAAACACAUCAUGAAAGUCGGGAAACAAAACUUCAAGCCGCCCCCAAAAGUAGAAAGUGAUGUUGUCCGGAUAGAACCACUGAUCGGCUCGGCGCGCCCGAAUAUCGCGUUCGAGGAAUUUGACGGCCUUCUCCGGAUCGCCUUCAAUCGCAAAAACAAAACACUACGAGCGUCGUUCGGGCCGAAGGAGGUACUGGCUAUGUGCGAAAGAAAUUACAAGGUGCAUUGCUCCCUUAACAAAAUUCCCAUCGACGAAAGCAUCGUAGAGAACGUUGCCUUCGACGACAACGUGGACACGAUGGACGUAGAGAUAGAUGUCGAAGGCGACGAUGAUGCCGGCAAUGACAACUCCGAAGAGCAGUGGCGCGGCCUCGAUAACGAUGACGAUGACGAGGACAUGCCCGCCUUCUUCAAGGAGCUGGGCGACGAAGGCAAAGAAGCCAAGACGCCAAGCAAACACCCAAAGACAAAGGUCGCUCUCAUCGUCCGCGCCAAGGUCGAAAAGGUCCUCACCACCACCGACCUCGCUGAUAGGAGAGCUAGGAUGUGCGACCAAAACGACUUUCUCAAGCUUCUUAUUGCUUUCCAUGAAGAAGGCAUUCAUUUCUCAUAGGUGCUAUUGCAAUAUAAGGAACGGGGCGGCGUUUACGAUUUGUCUAAUUUGGCAUUCGGGGUUGGUAUUGGAAUGACUGGUCUCUAAGUACCUAUUCAUGUUUCUUUGCGAGUUCUAGACAAAAACUUUGCAUUUGCACGGGGCGUUUUCUUGUUUUCGUCGUGGAUCUCGCGAGGCAUGAUGGGGAGGGAAUUGACCAGGCAUAUAUAAAAGGAAAGAAACGAAAAAGCGGGUGUAGUGACAAAAAAAUGUUGCUCAUGC
Lasiosphaeria miniovina is the source of this 1681-nucleotide messenger RNA. Its product is annotated as S-adenosyl-L-methionine-dependent methyltransferase. Gene Ontology annotation, biological process: rRNA methylation. Gene Ontology annotation, cellular component: nucleolus. The record is from RefSeq and is a predicted model, not a curated record. NCBI's taxonomy places the organism in Eukaryota, Fungi, Ascomycota, Sordariomycetes, Sordariales, Lasiosphaeriaceae. The transcript is spliced from 14 exons. Gene Ontology annotation, molecular function: rRNA (adenine-N6,N6-)-dimethyltransferase activity. Bases 239 to 1420 code for a protein of 393 amino acids.